AUGGCCAAAAUGAGGAGACACAUCAUUUAUCGCAAGGAUGACGGACUUGAUAACUUCAUGCUUCUUAUGAUGGGUGAAUAUCGGAAGAGGGAGUGUGGCAAGCGUAAAAGGCAUCGAGGUUCAGUUUUAGGACAUAAGGUUUAUGACCGGAGGAGGGAGGAAGGCGCUAAAAAACUAUAUCAGGAUUACUUUGAUGAAAAUCCGACAUAUCCUGAGAAAAUUUUUCGACGCCGCUUUCGGAUGAGUUCCCGUCUUUUAAACAAGAUCGCUAAAGCUGUUGAGGAGCAUGACCAUUAUUUUGUUCAGAAAGAAAAUGCUGCAGGUGUAUGUGGGUUUUCCUGUCUGCAGAAGGUAACAGCAGCAUUAAGACAACUGGCUUAUGGUGUACCAGCAGAUUAUGUUGAUGAGUAUGUGCGGAUAGGUGAAAGCACUGCUAUUGAGAGUUUGAGGAAAUUUGUUAGAUCUAUUGUUGAUGUGUUUAGCAAGGAAUAUCUGAGAGCCCCAAAUGCAGAUGAUACAGCCAGACUACUUAAUAUUGCAGAAAAGCGAGGAUUUCCUGGUAUGCUUGCUAAUGGUGAAGCCCCAGAAGUUAAGUACACAAUUAAUGGUCAUAACUAUGACAUGGGCUACUAUCUCGCAGAUGGGAUUUAUCCUACUUGGUCGACAUUUGUCAAAACUAAGAAGGCACCAGCAAAUGUGAAGGACAAGAAUUUUGCUAAAGCUCAGGAGGCACAGAGGAAAGAUGUUGAGCGUGCUUUUGGUGUAAUGCAAGCUCGAUUUGCCAUUGUUCGAGGUCCGGCGCGAUUUUGGGAUGAAGCUACACUUCGAGACAUAAUGAUAGCAUGUGUAAUCAUGCAUAACAUGAUUAUUGAAGAUGAACGUAAUGACGACAGCUUAUAUGACUCAUAUGACAAGAAUGAUGCUGAUGUCAAGGAUGUAGUUUCACGAGCAGGGACUUCAAAGUUUACGUCCUUUGGUCAUAUGCGUGAAGAAAUCGAAAAUUCUCACGUACACCGUCAACUUCAGGAAGACCUUGUUGAACAUCUAUGGUUGCGUCGAGGACAAAUGGAGAAUCAUGAGUAG
Messenger RNA from Zea mays, 1083 nucleotides. RefSeq lists its product as uncharacterized. The coding region runs from base 1 to 1083 and encodes 360 amino acids. Lineage: Eukaryota; Viridiplantae; Streptophyta; Magnoliopsida; Poales; Poaceae. The record is from RefSeq and is a predicted model, not a curated record. The transcript has 2 exons.